Messenger RNA from Stegastes partitus (bicolor damselfish), 1059 nucleotides. RefSeq names its product tropomyosin alpha-3 chain-like. The record is from RefSeq and is a predicted model, not a curated record. The annotation marks the transcript as partial. NCBI's taxonomy places the organism in Eukaryota, Metazoa, Chordata, Actinopteri, Pomacentridae. The transcript is spliced from 8 exons.
CUGGAAGAGGAGCUGCUGGGUCUGCAGAAGAAGCUCAAAGGAGUGGAAGAUGAGCUGGACAAAUACUCUGAGUCCCUGAAGGAUGCCCAGGAAAAGCUUGAGCAGGCAGAAAAGAAGGCAACGGAUGCUGAGGCAGAAGUGGCAUCUCUGAACAGGCGUAUCCAGCUGGUGGAGGAGGAGUUGGACCGAGCUCAGGAGAGACUGGCUACCGCUCUACAGAAACUGGAGGAGGCUGAGAAAGCUGCAGAUGAGAGCGAGAGAGGAAUGAAGGUUAUAGAGAACAGAGCAACAAAAGAUGAAGAAAAAAUGGAGAUCCAGGAGAUGCAGCUGAAGGAAGCCAAACACAUCGCUGAGGAGGCUGAUCGAAAAUAUGAAGAGGUUGCACGUAAACUGGUGAUCCUUGAGGGUGAUCUGGAGCGCUCAGAGGAGCGAGCCGAGGUGGCUGAGGCUAAAUCAGGUGACCUUGAGGAAGAGUUGAAAAAUGUCACCAACAACUUGAAGUCACUGGAAGCCCAGUCUGACAAGUACUCACAAAAGGAGGACAAAUAUGAAGAGGAAAUUAAAGUUCUUACUGACAAACUGAAGGAGGCAGAGACCCGUGCAGAAUUUGCAGAGAGGUCUGUGGCAAAGCUGGAGAAGACUAUUGACGAUUUGGAAGAUGAAGUGUAUGCUCAGAAGCUAAAGGGCAAGGCUCUCAGUGAGGAGCUGGACCUGGCCCUCAACGACAUGACUACACUGUAGAUGUUCUCUGUCUUCCUCUCUGCUCCUCCCUCCUGAACUCUUCUUCGCCUGUCUGCUGUUGUUUUGUUCCAUUUCACAGUGGUAUUAUGGGCUAGGAGAUUCUAGAGAUGCAAUAUGCUAAAUUCAUAAACCCUUUAGUAAGCUGUAUCUCUAUUACUCAGGACUGGUCUUUUUACAGAUAGGUAAGUUACUGCCAAUCACUGCUGCGUGUCUAUGGUUCACUGAGGUAAUGUUCUCUCAUUGGUGAAAUAUUCAUGUAAACCUGUUUCCCCCUCUCUCUCUCUCUCUCUGUAAUAAAUGAUUCAAAUUUCUCUUGCC